This is a messenger RNA of Cylicocyclus nassatus, 1639 nucleotides long. The record is from the annotation of a GenBank genome assembly. NCBI's taxonomy places the organism in Eukaryota, Metazoa, Nematoda, Chromadorea, Rhabditida, Strongylidae.
AUGACACACAGUACUCGUAUGGCAUUCACUGGCAUGGAUUUACUCGGUCAUUACCUUUCAUAUCAAAUGUCGCCAGUGUCUAGCCCACUUAUCAGCGUUGAUCAAGUUCGAGAGUUGAUGCUCCGUUUAAAACUUCUGAAUCUGAACAUGUCUGCACAGAUCGUUGAUACAAAUUUGCAGGUACAGAACAACGUACCAGCGCUUCUCCCUAGUCCAAUCACCCAGCAAAUUGACAGUUUUGGAGUUGAGAACAGUCAGCUGCCACAGGGUGAAGGUUACAUAAGCGAGGAUCAUGACAGCAUUUCACGCAAAGUUUUUGUUGGAGGUUUGCCUCAGGACAUUAGCAAAAGCUCUCUGCUAAGAAAGUUCAGUGCUUAUGGCCGUGUACGCCUGGAUUUUCCUUCGGAACCCACGCAUCCUCCAAGAACUAGAAAAAUCGAUCGGAAGCUGAGCACUUCCGGCUAUGUUUUUCUUAUCUACGACACCGAAGCUGCCGUUUUCAAUUUGUUGAGAGAUUGUACGUUCUUUGAGGGAAACUAUUUUCUGCCAUUCCGCGAAGAUUCGCUUUGCUUGAAAUAUGCUCAAGUUCGUCCAUGGCAGCUUACGUCAAUUGCGUAUAUUCCUGACAUGAAUGCUGUCAUCGAUCCUCGCCUUACUGUAUUCAUUGGCGGUGUUCCUCGUCCUCUGACGUCUGGUGAGCUGGCCAUGCUUCUGGAGCGAAACUAUGGACCACUGCUUUAUUGCGAAAUCGACGUGGAUCCAGAGUUGUUCUAUCCUAAAGGAGCAGCAAGAGCAGUAUUUGCCUCCUAUAGCAGCUAUGUGAGAGCUAUUCAAAAUAGAUUCCUGCACAUACCUAAUGUAGAGUUCAACAAAAGGACCGUCGAAAUCAAGCCAUAUAUGAUGGACGACAUUUUGUGCGACGAGUGUUUGAAGGAAACAUCAGUGCACUUUUGUAAAUCGUGCAUGCAAUAUUACUGCGAGGCUUGCUCAACAAAGAUGGAUCACUACGUCAAUUUGCACAUUGAAGAGACAACUCAGUCUCCCAAGAGUUCUCUCGAUGGCGACUUCACCCUAACAAAUAAUCUCUUCGGGCAGAUGGCUGAGUGCUCUCGUUCCGACAUCUUCCCAACACCUUAGGAAAGUGUAUCAUAAACUUUCAAGCAUCAGGUUAUUCUAAUACGUAGAAGCCUCCUAUCAUAUUGUGAUAAACCCAACAAACAGCAUAAUUAUUCCUCGUAUCAGUCAUUAGUAGAAUUCUUCGUAUUCAGAUCAGUCGCAUUAUUAGAUUACAAGUUUUUCGGCACAUAUAUGCAGCGGAAUUUAUUCGUAUAGUUAUUUUAUAAGGUACAUCUAGACAUGGAAUUAUAGUCGAGUUUAUAAUUUCAUUACUCUCCGCAUAUUCAAAAAAUUUGAUCUUCACACCAUUUAUAGACGAGAGAUUUGUAAGGCCAUAUUUUUGUACAGAUGAUGUGUGUUCUUGUAAGUUUGUUCCUGUAAAUUUUUUGUUAGUUUGAUUCUUUAUCAAUGUCUUUUAUCAACCAGUCUGCAUAUUAGUCCCAGAAUUUAUUAGUGAUAGUUUCUAGCAACGCGACGUUGCAUUUUGAAUUUUUGAGUUAAAACAGAAUUUGUUGUAGCUCCC